GUGGAAGCUAAAGCGCAGGACAUGGGGGCACCAGCGCAAUCAAUUGCAUUUUUUUUUUUCAAUGGAAACAAUUUACGCCGUAAUUUUUGCUCAUAAAGAUGUGCUCUCUCCUCUCCUCAACUGCAAUGAAGACCGCUGUGUUCAUUCUACUGGUUGUGCUUGUGGCUUUCAGCUCAGGAGAUAAAAUCAUUGGAGGUUAUGAAUGCCAGCCCCACUCCCAGCCCUGGCAAGCGUACCUUACCGAUAACAGAAUAUCAUGUGGAGGAUCUUUGAUUAAUGAAAGAUGGGUUGUGUCUGCUGCUCACUGCACAUUCUCACGCAAUCGUCUCCUCGUCUACCUGGGAAAGCACAGAUUGCGUGAUGCUGAAAGCACAGAGCAGCAGAUCGGAGUAGAAGAUCAUUCCUUACCGAGAUACAAUAAUCGGCCUCAUAACAAUGAUAUCCUGCUGAUGAAGCUGAGAAGUCCUGCCACCUUCAACAAGUAUGUGAAACCAAUCCCUCUGGCAACCAACUGCACCUCUGCAGGGGAGAACUGCUUGGUUUCUGGAUGGGGCAGAACUGGAGCUGGCACUGCUUCUGUCCUGCAGUGUUUGGAUUUGCCUGUCCUCUCAAGGGCAAAGUGUAAGCGUGUAUAUGGUACAUUAAUAACUACAAACAUGUUCUGUGCUGGAUUCAUGCGGGGAGGGAAGGACUCAUGUCAGGGGGAUUCUGGUGGCCCUGUAGUGUGCAGCGGGAAACUGAAAGGUGUUGUUUCCUUUGGCAAUGGCUGUGCUAAACCACGCUUUCCUGGGGUUUAUGUUGAGGUGUGCCGCUACACCAGCUGGAUCAAUUCCAUCAUAGCUAAUAACUAACUGUUUAUUCAGUCUGGUUGAUCCUUUACAAGUUCAUUUUCCUAGAUCUGUAAUUAAGUCAAAGUCCCUUUAAGGCCAGUCAUCCAACUUUGAAAUGCCUCUCAGACAUCUAUUUCAGUCAUGCAAGUACAGCUCCUCUCUCUUUGAAUGAGGAAACAUCAAAUUCUAUGGCAACCAGAGCUUCUAACAGAAGCUGCAGUGAUGCAAUGACUUUACCAAUAAGUGAUUGGCUCUUUUUCCUUUUUCUAUUUUUCUUUUGCAUUUUCUCCCUUUCAUAAGUAAUUUGAGUGCACCAUCUUUGUAUAUCUUAAUCUUUGAAUUAAA
Molecule: messenger RNA, 1175 nt
Organism: Onychostoma macrolepis
Lineage: Eukaryota; Metazoa; Chordata; Actinopteri; Cypriniformes; Cyprinidae
Product: trypsin-3-like
Exons: 6
Coding region: 99-851 (250 amino acids)
Biological process (GO): proteolysis
Molecular function (GO): serine-type endopeptidase activity
Source: RefSeq, a predicted model, not a curated record